Hyaloperonospora brassicae is the source of this 1350-nucleotide messenger RNA. Lineage: Eukaryota; Oomycota; Peronosporomycetes; Peronosporales; Peronosporaceae. The record is from the annotation of a GenBank genome assembly.
AUGGCAGGUACAGACAAGUUGUCUUCACAGUCAACGACCGCUGCAAAAGUUGAGACGCACCGAGCAUUUGUAUCCACGUAUUUGCUCAUGAAAGAGAUAGGACAAGGCUCGUUCUCCAUCGUUCAUCGCGCGGUCAAUCGUCGAACUGGGAUUGUGUGUGCAGUGAAAUGCUGCGAAUCGUCGCAGGCACUUCGUCAAGAGGAGCAACUGCUUCACUCUCUGUCGCACCCAAAUGUGGUCAGCCUCGAAGGCGUGUACGAGCGGGACAAGAACGUCCAUUAUGUGGUCAUGGACUAUAUGAAAGACGGAGACUUGUGUGACUUGCUCAUCCAAGAGCAGCACCUGCCCGAAUCCACAGCACGAGGCAUUAUUCGGCAAGUAGCUGAGGCACUGGCAUAUCUGCACGGUCGUUGUGUGCUACAUCGCGACAUCAAACCAGAAAACAUCCUGAUCCACGGCGACAUGGUCAAGAUUGCAGAUUUCGGACUGGCAAAGCAGCUCGUGCAGCAGACCGCUAUGCUCACACACGGCUGCGGGACGCUAGAGUAUGCGGCACCCGAAGUACUUUGCAGCCGACCGUAUGGUCUCAAGUCUGACGUGUUCAGCCUAGGCAUCGUGCUGUACGUGCUGCUCUUCGGGGCAUUUCCAUUUAGUAUCGACUCCACCGCAGCUUUGCAGCGUAUCCAUCACUUUCCAAAAAGGGUCGACGUGCGUAAUAUGAGGUGCCUCGACGAUCAACCAAACGUCCAUUGGCAAACAGUAAGCCCCCUCGCACAAGAUGUACUGCAGAAGAUGUUAAAAACAAGUGACCUCGAACGCAUUUCUGCUCAAGACUUGCUGGACCAUCCUUGGUUCACCGGUGCUGAUACCAAUAUGCUGGCGUCCGUCAACAGCAAUCUAAAAGCAUCAGAGCUGUCACGGGUAGAAGACUGUGAAGCGAUGGGGUUCGCCGAGCUGCUAUCUAGGGGCUUCCCGGUCGUCAAACACGGGCACGAAAGAUCGACAACUCGCACCACUUCGCUGAGCCUCAACUUCGUAGACUUAUGCGUCUCAUGGACAGCUCGAAAAAAUCCAAUGCCGACAGGGGCGGCAACGGACAGCAACGGAAACGCAACAGGCUGCCGUACUAAGCAAAGACGUACCAUUCCACUUCGUGAAAUCAACGAGAUUCGAGAGGGCCACUCAGCCAGAGCAUUUUCGCCUUUCGAAAGCGUAAGUCCCGUGAUACCAUCUGAGCUCUGCUUGUCAAUCAUCUGCGCUCGGCGAACGCUUGAUCUUCAGGUAGAAUAUCAGAGCCAACGGGACUUUCUGGUACGUGGGCUACGACGUUUAUUGGCCUUCGAGACCUGA